AUGCAGAGAGCAUGUGAAAUGGUAGUAUCUUUGCUACGAACUGAUGCCAUGACACAAAAGUGCCCAUUCCACGUUCUGAAUGUUCAGAUACUUGAGUUGCUUCAGAAGGAGGGACUUAUUAGAGGGUUUGCUAUCAAGGGAACCAAAAUCGACAUUCUGCUCAAGCAUUAUAAAGGCGCCCCGGUUAUAAGAAAUAUUCGAGUUGUUUCGAAACCCAGUAGAGAUAUUUGGUUAACACCACAUGAAUUAAAAUUCCGGACACGAUUUAAUACAGGAUUGUGGGUUAUGCAAACAAGUUGUGGUGUCAUAAGUCAUAGGGAUUGCAUUCGAAUGGGAGUUGGUGGGAAAAUGUUAUUUGCGGUUAAUAAUGGAUAUCAGCAUUUUUGUUAA
This is a messenger RNA of Plasmodium gonderi, 390 nucleotides long. RefSeq names its product 30S ribosomal protein S8. NCBI's taxonomy places the organism in Eukaryota, Apicomplexa, Aconoidasida, Haemosporida, Plasmodiidae. The transcript has 2 exons. Gene Ontology annotation, biological process: translation. Gene Ontology annotation, molecular function: structural constituent of ribosome. Gene Ontology annotation, cellular component: ribosome. The coding region runs from base 1 to 390 and encodes 129 amino acids. The record is from RefSeq and is a predicted model, not a curated record.